AUAAUGCCACGUGGCAGAAAUAACGUUAACAUCUCCAAGCUCCCCUUGGCUUGUUUGUUUUUGUUCCCACCAACUGAUCCACUUUGAAAAAUCAAUCUCCGGAAAGCUUGCUCUUUUUUCUUAACCGCUCCACCCUGUAAUCACUGCCCUAUUUUCUUAAAACACAAGCCAUUUAAAUUUAAAUUAAUCCUUGCAACCCAUUUCACAUUUUCUCAUCUCCUCUUCCAUUCCUAAGUUUUUUUUUUUUACUCCAUUCUCUUCUCAAAUGGGUAGAUGGGGACAAGACUCCGAUUUCAAAACCCAUUUAGUCACAGAAAUUUGCUCCAUUUCAACACGCUCUGUUGCCUGCAUUCACAGACAUGGUUUCGGCGCGCUUAAAUCACGUUUCAUUGAUUGGUAUCGUGUUCUUGGAGUGGAAGAAAAUGCAGGCAUAGAUGUUAUUCGCAAGCAAUACCAUAAGCUUGCUUUGCAACUUCAUCCAGAUAAGAACAAGCACCCCAAGGCUGAAAUUGCUUUCAAGCUUGUCUCAGAGGCAUAUACAUGUGUCUCUAAUGGUGCAAGGAGAAGAGCCUUUGAUUUGGAGAGAUGGAAAAACUUCUGCUUUCAGUGCAAUACAAUUCCUUAUACGACCUGCAGUACUCCUAGAAAGUCCAAUGCUUCAAAAACCAGUCGGUGUAAGAAUCUUACAAGCCGUUUCCAAGGUCUAAAAGGCAUCAGAGAAAGAUUCAAAGAGGAGGUCAAGGUGAUAGAGAACUGUUUGAGGGCUAAUGCAACAUCAAGGGCGGAAUCGCCACUCUUCAAUCCAUCCGACGGAUUAUUCCCAAGCAGCAACAGGACAAGGAAAGAAUCCCCAGUCUUUAAUCCAUCGGACUACACAUUCCAAGGCUACCCACAUCUUAGGACCCGAAUUUGCAAGAAACCUGAAAACUAUUGGUUCUUGCAGUCUGGCAGGGGAUAUGGCACCCCAAUUUUUGAAGUCAGGUCAGAAACGGCAAUGCUUAGAAGCAAAUCUGCCUGUGUGCGUUCCUAAUGUUAGGAUAAACAGGUGUAAUUCAUUGCAUUGACUAAAUAAAAUGUGAAGAUUUAUUGUCUUUAA
This is a messenger RNA of Alnus glutinosa, 1096 nucleotides long. RefSeq names its product dnaJ-related protein rsp1. Lineage: Eukaryota; Viridiplantae; Streptophyta; Magnoliopsida; Fagales; Betulaceae. The transcript has 4 exons. The record is from RefSeq and is a predicted model, not a curated record. The coding region runs from base 266 to 1030 and encodes 254 amino acids.